Camellia sinensis is the source of this 4273-nucleotide messenger RNA. RefSeq lists its product as uncharacterized. Lineage: Eukaryota; Viridiplantae; Streptophyta; Magnoliopsida; Ericales; Theaceae. The record is from RefSeq and is a predicted model, not a curated record.
CCUCACUCAUCUCUCUCUCUACAUACAGAGCGGGAACACAAAAAAAAAAGUGCAGAUGCUCUCUCUACUUUCUCUCUCUACAAUUCGGAUUCCGACGGUGGUGGUGGUGGUGGUGGUGGUGGAAGAAAGCUCGAUCGCCUCGUUCUGAUCUCUCUCAACACAUACACAUGCAUGUAGCUAUGUGCUUGUACAUAUUCAUCGUCGUUGAAGCUGAUUUGGAGGAUAUGAGUUUCUCUCUCUAGAAGUUGAGGACUGGAGUGUGGAGGCAUGGCGGUGAAGUUCGAGGGCUUCUCGAUCCGAGAGUAUGCAUCGAAGAUGAGGAGUGUUGAUGUUGUGAAAUGCUGGCCGUUUGGUGGGGGAUCAUCGGACGAGACUCGAAAGGAAGAUGUAGAAGCUUCGCUGCCUCCGAUUACCGUCAAGAAGUUCAGGUGGUGGUCUGACUUGCUCAAGGUUGAGCGAUCGAAAGAAAAUGGAGAAUCGUCCAAGGCAUCGUGUAACGAAACUGCUUUCGAGUUAGGAAAUAUCGAGGCGGAGGAAAUGGAGGUGGCUCUAGAAUUGUCUAAGACUGUUUUGGAUCGAGAAAAUGAGAAAUUGGAGUCGGUUUGUUCGGUGAAAUUGAAGGCCAAGUCGAGAACGCAGAAGAAGAGAUCGAUCGUGGAGAUUUUCGCGGUGGCUCCACAAGUUGAGAGAGUUGACGAUGAUGAUGAGGAUGAGUAUGAGUAUGAUGAUGAGGAGGAGGAUAGUAGCGAAGAGAAUGAGGUUCACAACUCGAAGGUUUUGGCCCUGUGUGAUGUUCUUGGUUCGUACGUUGAAGGUAACGAGAAGAAGAACAAGAAAAAGAAGAAGAAGAAGAAGAAACCCAAAUUGAAAGAUGAAACCAUGAGCAAGUUGAAGAAGUCCAAGAAAAUGAACAAGAUCAAGAAGAAGGGUCUAAAGAUUGGAAGAGAUCGACUGGUUCAGUCAAUUGCUAAGAAGGAGAAGCCUCGUAAGCUCAAACUGCAUUCUGCAAUCAAUAUCGGCACAAAACCAAACAGUUCAUCAGAUGGUAAGGGGUUGAGAAAGGGCAUUUUGGAUGCUGUGACCAGUCACAAGAAGAAACCAAGAGUAAAAUGUUCAGCUACACACAAGAAGAACAAACUCCUGCAAACUUCUAAGUUGAUCAAGCAGCAAAAAACAGUUUUUCCUGUUCGUAGUAUUCUCAAGAAUAAAAAAAAGGGAAUUUCAGGGGAGCACCCCAUGGUAUGCAACUCAAAGAUUUCUAGUCAAGUGAAUCAGUUUGGUAGUACACAAGUGGAUAGGCGCGUCAGGUUCUCAGAUAAGGAUGACAUAUUGGGACCAAGAAGGAAGGAUUUUUCUUCUGUAGACUGUCCUAAAGUGCCAAAGUUUGUGGUUCAGAAUCUACAAUCCAUUUCCUGCUGCUUUGUUAAAGGGCCUGGUAUUGAAAGGGGUAAAGAUUUAACCAUUGAGGUGGAUGGAAGUGAUGAAGAUGUUUCAAUUAGCACAGAAAAUGAGACAGAGGUUCAACCUAUAAGUGAAAGGCAGUUGUCUGAUACUUGCUGUCUUGAUACACCAAAUUUCCUGAGGCCACAUAUGGGUUGUCAAGAGCAUUUAUCUGACAGAUCUAUGACUGUAAAUCAAGUUGCACUUCGUAGUGAAAAUUCGCAAACAAUUGAACAAGGAUACAGAGACGCAUCACAUGAACCCUUGUAUGCUUGCUCUCCAAGGUUCCCUUCGCUGCCAAAAGAGGGGUAUAAUCCCAGUGUGAAUACUCAAGUUGGUGCAGACAUUUUAAGAGCUUCCAAUACAAGUGACAGAUUGAUUGAAUAUCAGUCUGGGGAUCCUACCUCUAGUGCUGCUGCAGUGUGUUCCAUGGGGUAUGUAAAGGCAUUUCCUCCGCCUUCAUCAUCAUAUUUUGCUAUGAAUGGAAAUACAAAUGGAAGGCUUCCAUGUCCAUCGCAGAACACCACAGUAAAUUACAAUAACAAAGCUUUGCAAUACCAACCAUUCCGUCAUCUGUCUCCCAAGGAAUUGAUGCGUAGUAUAUGUUCCUUUCCGGACUGGAAGCAAAGAGCAGUUACAGGUAAAGAAAAAUGCAUGGAUGAAGAUUUCUGUGGUUUGCCCCUUAACUCGCAUGGGGAAAUAAUCCAGUUCAAUUCAAUUGGUAAAGGCAUGUUUAACCAUCUGAUAAGGCCGCCAACAAGUACAGUAACAGGUUCUUCAAGGAGCUUAGCUGUGCAUAACAUGCUGACAAAUGGCACUGUGAAUCUUUCAAAUUUCAAAGAUACAAAUUAUGUUGGGGGAGCACCAACAGUGGACCAAUUAAAAGUGUUCCCUGUUCGUAGCUGCGUGAAAGAGAAUCCUAACAUACCUGUGUCUUCUAGGUUAGGUUUUCAUAGAUUACAAAGUACUGAAAGAACAGAUGUCCACUGUUUCGACUCUGUCGAUCGUCUAGAAUCAGACUUGGAGCUAAUGAACAUCUCUCAACAAGGGCACAAUCAAUAUAACCAGGUUCAGAACCAAAUUGGAGAUGGAAAGGGUAAUCAGCAAGGGAGCUCUGACCAUGUGCCAAUGCGUGUGACCCAACCAACAAUGCGACUGAUGGGUAAAGAGUUUACAGUUGGUAGAAGUGCCAGAGACUUGCAAGCAUACGAAGAUGGAAAGGUUUGGACUGACAAGCAAAUCAUAGCGGAGCAUCGUCAAGCCAACACUGCCAUGGACAGCUUGUCGUUGGGGAGACAGCUUUGAAUGAGGACUUGAUUGUACACUCUGCUUCAGGGAAAUUAAAAGAGAAUGUAGCUUGCUUAUCAGAACCUCAAAUCAAUCAAGCAUCACAAAGCACUAUUCAGAUGAAAAAUCCAGGUUCUGGGUUUUCUUACCCAUACCUCAACUGUAAAACUGAUACAGGAUAUCCAAAUUGCUAUCCCACAAUCAGUGGAAAUCAUAUUUCUCAAUUGCAUCCUUAUUUACCUUCAGCUGCUUCUCCUCCGUUAUUUAGUCGGACUCCACUUCUCCAAGAGGCCUUUAUAUCUGGGUACGAAUCUCUGAAACUCAAUGCCCAGAUACCGAAAUUGGCCUCGACUCCUCGUCGAAAUAUGAGUUCACAAAACAAGCAGAAACUGCAUCAUGCUACAAAAUCAGCCUUUGAGUUUCCUUUCUUGCAUCCAGAUUGUGGAGAACAUGUCCGGCGGCCAUCUUGGUUUCAGAGCUCUUCUAAGAGCUUGCCACCAUGGUUGUUAAGUGCAACACAGCAGAAGGAAACAUCACUUGGUUCUUGUCAAUCUUAUUCUGAUGUGGGAGGUAAACGUCACUCCUGCACAAUGUCUGGUACUAGCCUUCGAAAUAUCCCUUCUGUGCCAGAAGUUUCUUAUCCAUACAAUCCCAUGUCUUCCAACUCAGCAAUGCAGAAUUUUCUUGGUCCAGCACCCUUUGCUCACCACCCUCCACUCAUUCCACUGAGUCGCGGGUUUAUACAAACUUCUGGCAUUAAUAAGAUCCAUGGAGAUAGAAUGAAGUUCAAAGAGAGAAUGAUCCCAAGAGUGAGUGUUAAAGAACCUUUUCAGGGCAAGAAAACCCGGAAGAGGCCUGCAGCUAAAUCAGAUGAUUCUGCAAAGCUGACUAAGAUACCUAAGUUGACAGUUCAAGAAGAUUCUAGCAUAGCUGCACUUGAACUAGAUUCAAUCAGAGGAAAAGCGAGAAGUGUAGGAUGUGGGGUGAUUGAGACUCGGACAGAUGAGCUGGGAGUUUCACCUGCUGUGGUUGAUACCUUUAAUGUGGAUGGCAUUGCAAGAUCAGGUCCCAUUAAACUAAGUGCAGGAGCAAAGCACAUACUUAAACCGAGUUCGAAUUUGAAUCAGGAUAACUCAAAGCCGACCCAUUCAACCGUUCCUUUCGCUGCAGCAACUAUUUCCGGUAGGGUUUCUGAAUCCGAGAAGAAAUCAGCCCAAAUUUACAGGUUUUAAAAGAAAUGCUUCCAUUUUCCGAGGCACUGUAUUCGUCAUGCUGAACUGCUCUUGGGCUGUCAAGUUAAAUUUGAAAUGCCGAUGCAGCUGACUUGUGAAAUGCCAAAAGACCUGUUAAGUUAUGCUUUUCUGUUUUUAUACAUCAGCCGGGUACUGUCAACGGUGGGUUAUGUAAUAUGACAUCCUCCUUUUAAGUGGUAAAUUUUAUGCAUGACUUGUGACUUUCAAUGGUGUAGAAUAUUUAACCUGUUUAGAACUUCUAUCUUUUCCGUCCUGGCAUUUUUGGAGAAACAAUUAAAUAUAUAUGUUAUUUA